Molecule: messenger RNA, 1467 nt
Organism: Pomacea canaliculata
Lineage: Eukaryota; Metazoa; Mollusca; Gastropoda; Architaenioglossa; Ampullariidae
Exons: 7
Coding region: 56-1021 (321 amino acids)
Source: RefSeq, a predicted model, not a curated record
UGGAAGGAACUUUGACUUUACAGCAAUCAGACUACUGUAGAGAUCAACUCUCAAAAUGAUUGUCUUCACCAGUUUGGUUGCCAGUGUUCUUCUCAUGUACACCCAUGCUCAGAUCCAGUGUGGGCUGGAGAAGGGCAAAAGACUGGAUACGUUCUCCGAAGACACAGACCGACUGAAGAUCCCGUGCAAGUACAACGCCGUGCGCCAGACGUGUGGCCGCUACUUCAUCAACGUCACACCAGGCAACGACAUCAGGAGCGACACUGGCGAGUACUACGUGGAAACCAUGUGGGUGUCCAUCACUGACACGGAGACGAAACAAAAAUGGGAAGGACGAACUUCAACUAAAAUUGCACAAAAGGCCAUAAACGACCCGGCAAGAUCCCCCUUCCAAACCAAAACUAACGAGCUCGACAUCAACUCCAUCUGUACAAUCGGCGCGAAUGAGGACACCAACCAAGUGUACCUUAUGGAGAAAAACGGCCUCUUUUCAAUAAGCUUUGGUGUGUAUGAAGAAGGUGGAAGAAAGUCCAAGACCUCCACAUGGGAAUUUGAGUGCAACGAUAAUAACGUUGAACUCGCUCCCUACCCACAACAGGUUUGCGGCAAUCUGACGGAAGACGUGGUGAAAAAUAUUCGCAAGGACAUGGACUUCAGCCAGGACAAUGAAGUCUACAUGUACUACGUACUGAACAACAAGGCCAUCGCUCAAACGAGCGAGGUCUGCAAGUAUUUGGAGGAAACGUUUACUACUGGCAGAUGCAAAGCUAGAGAGGCAUUGGCUGUUCAUUUAUGCUACAGGGUCGUCUACUCUGGAUUCAUCUACAAAAAGCUCCUCCGCUUUGGUACUGAUCCGAAGUAUGUCUGGAAGGCUUGCAUAGACUACGUGUGCUCUGAUUUCACUGACCAAGUAACCUGCGAGUACCUCGGGGAGGCUCUGGAUGAAGUCAAGAAACCCUCCGAUACAAUCGCGAAGAAAAUUGAAGAGAACAAUUGCUACCCCGGGUAUAAUGGGUUCUGAGCAGAUCUACUUUAUUCCAGCAGCGUCAUGAGCACCAACGUCGCUUUAUUUCUAUGAGCGCCAUCUGCCUACAUCAGUCAUCAAGAACGAUAAACAGCAAAAGAAUUUUGGAAGAUUUUCUCCCUUGAGCCUUAACUACAGUUCUUUUUGCAUGAGUAAAGUUCACGUCUUGAGACAAAUACGGCGAAUAUGAACAUAUAGCAGAUGUACUCCUAAAGUUACUUUCUACCAUGUCCAAAGCUAGAACUUUUGCAAUGUAAUGUUGUUCAUUUUGGAAAACUCCAUGAAUCACUAAGCCUCUUGAACAAAAACUGUUGUGUGGCAGUUGCGAUGUUUUCUGCUCAUGUUGCAAAUGUUAGUUUGCUGGAGAAACAGCCAAUUAUCCCUUACGACAGUGAUGAGAAUAAAAAAGCAUUAAUUACAAUACAGCUUGCUUUUACUUGUUG